UCUCUGAGGGACUCUCUGAGUGUCUUCAGCAGUCAAAGAAGAACUCCAAGCCACAGUGUUUCACCUUGCAAUUGCGGAAAAAACCUACCUUUGACCUGCCAAAUUGCAGCAGCCAUGUUCCUCUGCUGCCGCCGCCACCUCACCUUCUCACCGCUCACCGCCGUGCCCUCUCCCAGUGGACACCGCCCUCUCAAGCCAAGAACGCUCAGAGCCCCAAUCCUAGCAUCCAAGAACCCCCCACCACGGCCAUGGCCACUGCCAAGGCGGCAAUGGCGGUGGCGGUGCAGCAACACCGAUGCCGCCCAACCGCCACCCGUCGUCGAGGCCAGUGUGUCCGGCGACGGCGAGAAGAAGAGCUUCUGGGCGGCGGUGAGCCUCAUCAUCGGCACGGCGGUCGGGCCAGGCAUGCUGGCGCUGCCGUCGGCCACCAUCCGCUCCGGUACGGUCCCCUCCACCGUGGCCAUCCUGCUCUCCUGGGCCUACGUCGUGUCUUCCAUCGUCCUCGUCGCCGAGCUCAGCUUCGCGGCCAUGGAGAGUGGGGGCGUGGACGAGGUCAGCUUCACAGGACUUGCGUCGAGCACCUUGGGGGCAACCUUUGGCGGUGUCGUUGCCGUCGUCUACGCUGCGCUGAGCUUCUCCCUGAUGGUCGCCUGCGUAGCCGGCAUCGGCUCGCUGGUCUCCCAGCUCUUCCCCGCGGUGAAUCCGGUCUUGGCGAACGCGCUCUUCCCGUGCUUCGCCGGGGUGCUCAUCGCGUUCUUCCCGUUCAAGGCUGUCGAUGGCGUCAACCGCGUCCUGUGCGGCCUGAUGCUCGUCUCGAUCACGUCGCUUGUGGUGACAGGCGUCUCCGUCGGCCGGAGCAGCAUGCUGAAUUCGCUUGGCUACGCGUGCUGGAGCCCUGGUGCCAUCUUGCCGGCCAUUCCGGUCACCGUGCUCACGCUUGGGUUCCACGUGAUCACGCCAUUCAUCUGCAAGAUUGUAGGUGACUCGGUGUAUGAUGCACGCAGGGCAAUUCUCAUUGGGGGUGCUGUACCAUUGGUCAUGGUUUUGUCAUGGAAUGCUGUCAUUCUAGGAUUGGCAGGUGCGACCGGCAGUGCAAGGUUCGAUGACCCUAUUAAGCUUCUUCUCUCGGUGAAUCCAGCAGCAUUGGCUCCUGUUCGAGGCUUUGCGUUUGCUGCAUUGGCGACGAGCUUGAUAGGAUAUGCAGUCAGCUUCCCGAAGCAGUUGGAAGACACUUUGCAGUUGAUUGUUAACAGAUUUUCUCCGAAGCAAGGAAGUGUGGAGUUGUCCAAUGCUGGUGGUGGUCAUGGCAGGAACGAGGUGGUUCUUACGUUGGCAGUGCUGAUCAUUCCCAUAUUUAUUGUAUCAUUCUUCUCAACAGCGUUUGCCAAGGCAUUAGAUUUUGCCGGGAUUUAUGCAAACUGCUUCUUGUUUGGGAUCCUGCCUCCUGCAAUGGCCUGGAUUCAUCGGUCACGGAAGAAGAGGUCACCUGGUUCAUGUGAAGAUAUUUUGCCUGGUGGGAAUGCUGCUCUCUUGGUACUUUUCAUCGUUGCGGUUAUCCUAGCAUUCCGGCAUUAAAAGGCCUGACCAUCGUUCCAUCAAAUGAGCGAAAGAAGUCUGUUUUGGGAGAGCAAUUAACCAUCUUGUAGUUGAUUGGUGCUUGAAAGCUCGACUAUAUUGUCCUCACCAUUAAUGGGUUUAUUUUUAUUAUGUACUCCCUUCGUAAACUAAUAUAAGAGCGUUUAGGUCACCAAUUUAGUAAUCUAAACGCUCUUAUAUUAGUUUACAGAGGGAGUAACUAUUAUUUGAAAUAAAAAUGAUGCUGUAUCACCAAACUUUUGUCGAUAAACUAACCAUUUUGGCCAUGUUGAUGGACAGUGGCAGAGGACGGUAUGAAAUUUUGGUAGGGUGAAAUCAUGAUCGUUGUUUUAUACAUACUAAUAAGAGUAUUUGAUGUUAGAUUUAUGACAACAAAUCCGUGUAGAAACAUAUUGAAAUGAAAUUAGCACAUGCAAAAAUACCUCACCAAGCUUGUACUACAUUUUUUGACAUUUCAUCGAUUUUUAACUAUAUGAAAGCUUCGUUGAUGUUUAAGCGUAAAGGAAUGUAAGUAAAGCCUAGCCUGAUUAACUCUCAUGUGCCUUAAAUGUGUAAAGCCCAGCUGCUCAGGCCCUGAUAUUUCGCUCAUCGGUCGUCUAUCUUGUGUCCUGGUGACUUUUGAGUCAGCAAAGUUGCCAUCCUGAGCUCAAGCUGGCCUGUGGCCAUGGCAUAGAAGCAGAAUAGUAGGGAAUAUUUACUACACCUGUUAGGUCGGGCGGCUGCCCUACCCCGCCCUAUGUGUCCCUCCACCACUGCUAAUGGGUUUGGAUGGCCAGAAAGCUUGGUAGCUACUACCUCUGUAUCUAAAUAUAAAACGUUUUUUUAUGCAUCGACCCAGGUCUAAACUCAUGGUGCAGUAGUUUUUCUUGUGCAACAUAAGACUAGCCACAGUGGGAGUAACUUCAGCAGUAACAUCGAGUCCAACUCAGCAAAUUUGCUUAUGUGGCAGUGAGUUAAUGAGGAGAGAGGUAGUUAUAGUAACUUAGCUAGUUACUGUAACAUCACAUGCCCCGAUGCAAUAUGAGUCUAUAACCUAAUAAAUGAAGCUUUGCAUGUCACCACACUUAUGUUACUACCCACUAUGAAGGUAGUAACAUAGUCUAGGGAUAUGUGUAUGUUACUAGUGUAUGUUACUCACCAUUGUGACUAGUCUAAGACCAUUUUGUGUAGCUAGAAAGGCUAUGUCUGCAAAUAUGCUUGGUAAGGGUCUAAUAAUUUUUAAAUGAUUAUUUAGUUAAUUUUUUCCAGAUAAGCUUGUAUGCAUUUUGACUCCUGGAGAAGUAUUGAACAAUUCUGAGGUCACAUUCUAAUUAGCUAGUUUGCUCAAGUGUGCUGUACCCGUAAGCAUGAAUUAAAUGCGCUAGUCCUUUGAUAUGAUUGUUGCCUAACCCAAAAUCGCGUGCCUUAUCUCAUA
Triticum aestivum (bread wheat) is the source of this 3010-nucleotide messenger RNA. Its product is annotated as tyrosine-specific transport protein 2. Gene Ontology annotation, biological process: amino acid transmembrane transport. The record is from RefSeq and is a predicted model, not a curated record. The coding region runs from base 115 to 1575 and encodes 486 amino acids. The transcript is spliced from 3 exons. NCBI's taxonomy places the organism in Eukaryota, Viridiplantae, Streptophyta, Magnoliopsida, Poales, Poaceae.